Messenger RNA from Caenorhabditis auriculariae, 11303 nucleotides. NCBI's taxonomy places the organism in Eukaryota, Metazoa, Nematoda, Chromadorea, Rhabditida, Rhabditidae. The record is from the annotation of a GenBank genome assembly.
AUGUCGUUGGCACGGAACGGAUUCAUCGGAUUGCUCUCGUCGCUCGCCUACGUUCGGAUACUCAAAUUUUUUCAUCUUCAGCCUAUUUUGGCGAGUUUUCCCUUCAAACUCAUUAGUCUCAACUUUUUUCAGAUAUUUUCCACAUUAUUCACCCUCUUAUUAUUUUCCUACGUUAUUUAUGAAAUAUAUUGGAAGCGACGGAAGUUGCCAAGUGGGCCUUGUCCCUGGCUUGUGGCCGGAAAUAUGCCUUCUUUCGUCGUAGGUUCGUUUUUAUAAACCAUUUAAAAGAUGACUAGAAGAUAAACUUUCAGCAAAAAGUGUCGACCAAACUAUUCGUCGAGUGGAAACAAAAGUACGGAGGAAUUUUCACCGUUUGGAUUGGGCCGAUACCCUUGAUAAUGGUAAGAAAAUAUGUCUUACCCUUAAAAUUGCAUCACUUUUUCAUUUAACGACUGUAAAUUGAAGUUUUCUUCUUCCUGGACCCGAAUUUGUGCCAAUUUUUCCAGGUGGCGGACCUUGCGACGAUUAAAAAGUACUUCAUCCAACACGCCGACACGUUUUCCAACCGCUGGCGAAACUUCGUCACGGAUUCGAUAAUGAGUUUGUCCAUCUUCAUUUUUUUUUUCCCUGCGUCGGUUUUUGCGAAAUCCGUGUGAAAUACUCCAUUCAAUCGGCCUAAUUGUUCCGUCAGGGGGUCGAAUAAUUGCAAUUUCCUCUUUAAAGUUGGGGAGAGAAGUUUUUUUUUAGUUCCUCUUGAAACUAGUCCGAAAAGCUGAAGAAGAUUAUGAAAAAAUUGACUUUAAAUACCCAAAUCGACGCAGAAAUUCACGUGAGUUUACAAAAAAGGUUCCUAAAAAUAGCAAUCGAAGCACGUCAAUUUUCUUGCAAUUUUGCAAGAGCCCUGUCGCCAAAAUUUUCUUCAAGAGCCUUAGAAGGGUGUUGUGAUCCUACCAGGCUGUGCGACAGGCUGCCUGGGCCAAGUCGGGCUAGCCCGGGCUUUGAGCUUCUUUUUGUGAAGAGUCCUGCGCGGUCUUGGUCAAGACAAGACUUCAAAUACAGUUUUUGAAUUUAAUCAAAAAAUUUCCCAUUUUCAAAACUUCACAAAAGCCUGUUUUACUAGUUGAAUCAUAACUUAUGUUGCAUCUCAAAGGAAAAAAAAGAGCGAAAACGUGAUAUUCUUCGUAAAAAAGUCUGCUAUUUGACGUUGAGAAAAUGUGUGCUUUAUGGGCCGGACCGGCCGUUUUUGAGUCCUCGCUAAGGCCGGGCCGGCCUGGGAGCUGAUAGGCUGUCGAGCCGGUCCUCGCAUAAGCCUGAAUCCAACAAAAAUAAACAAAAAAGAGCCGUUUCCAAAUAAGAAACUUUAGAAGGCGCCAACGGGGUCGUCCAAAUCGACGGCGAAAAAUGGAGGGAACAACGACGGUUCGCCCUUCACACUUUGAGAGACUUUGGAGUUGGAAAACCGCUGAUGGAAGACAAAAUAAUGCUUGAGGUAAGGCUUCCCCGGCUAAUUUUCAUUACAGAAAGUGGAGUUACAGGUGGAAGCAAUCGUGGACCAUUUGGAAGCCAACCCAGGUUCUGAAUUGAACAUCUGCAGUCCGAUAGCAAUUUGCGUCGGCAAUAUUAUUAACAAUAUGCUUUUUGGCGUUCGAUUCGCGCAGGUAGUUUUUUGAAUUUCAAAAAUCCUUUUCUGUUAGGCUUAGGGGGGGCGGGGGGGUUUCAAGAAACGCUACGAAUUUCCUCUGAAAGUCUGAGAGAAGCCUUCAAGAUACUCUUAUAGUCUGUGUGCCACGACUUGAAAUUUCACAGAACGACAUUCCGCUGUUCCGCUGCGUGCGUUCGCGAAGCGUCUUUCGAGUCUAGGUCAUGCUGAUAGGUCAUUGAUUGUUAUUGCUGUGGGAGCACAUGAAAGUAGAGUACCUUGAUAAAGGUUCGCAAAGGCGCGCAGCGGCACAGCGGAAUGUCGUUUAGCCAAAUUCCAAGCCGCGGUACACAUGCUAUACUAGUUAAUAUGAAAACAAAAAAAAAAUUAAUAAAUAAAUAAAGACCUAGAGAAACCUUUCAGGGAGACGAAAAGAUGAAGAACCUUCACAUUUUGCUGGACCGACAAUCACACAUCGUCAUGAAAUCGAUCAUGGGUCUGUACAUAGCAGCUCCAGUCACCACCAAGAUCCCGAUCCUCAACUCGAAAUGGAACGAGCUCAUGGGAAUUCGCGACCAACUCUGUUCUUUUCUCCAAGAACAAAUCGACGUGAAUUGCAGUUCCUUUUCGAAUAUCAACAGAAAAAACUAGGAGCACGAGAAACGUUGGGAGGAAGGUUUCCGCGACGAGGAAGAUCUGACGUUCGCCUACAUGGCCGAAGUGGACAAACGAAGGCAUUCCGGUGAAGACGUCGGUCAUUUCGAGUGAGUUUUUGGGUCAGCUGGUAGGGCAUUUUCCAACAACGGGGUGAUUGGUUCGAGCUUGUCUAGGGCUUUUCAAGAAUUUUGAUCUUCAUAACAUACAUAAAAGACUAAAAAGGACUUUUCACACAACUUUCUGCAGUAGUUCUUGUUUCUCAGCGAGUACGCUUUUCGUCCAUAAAUCGAGACCGGAGUAGGUUGAAAAUCCUAGAAUAAAUCGAUUUAUUCUCAACUUUCCAUGGGGAACUUUCAAAUAACUAAUGGUUUCAGCAAGCUACAGCUGCAGAUGCUCCUGCUCGACUUAUUCUUCGCCGGAAUGGAAACGACCGUCACCACACUCAAAUGGGCUUUCCUGCUGAUUGCUCGCAAUCGCGAAGUUCAACGACGAGUCCAGCGUGAGCUCGACUCCUUGGGCUCUUCGCGGAUGACUUUGUCCCACAGGACCCAACUUCCCUACACCCAAGCAACCAUUAAUGUCAGUCCGACUAGAAAUUCCGGCCCAACAGGCUUAAGUUCAGGAAAUCCAAAGGAUGGCCAACAUCCUGCCAAUCAACCUUCUGCGAACCGUUGCAGAAGACGUCGAAAUCGACGGCUAUCAGCUCAAAAAGGGCUGCCUCAUUAUCCCACAGAUCUCAAUUCUCAUGAACGAUCCCGAUCUCUUUGAAAACCCUGAUCAAUUCCAGCCAGAAAGGUUCCUCGACGAACACAAUAAUGUAAAAAAGUACGUACUUCGAAGCUUGAUUUUUUAAGAAAAAUAAUCUUCAGAAUCGACCACUUUAUGCCGUUUUCCAUUGGCAGAAGACAAUGUCUCGGCGAAUCGUUGGCUCGCGCAGAACUUUUCCUCAUUUUCGCCAACAUUUUGCAGAAAUUCGAGAUCAGCGUCUCAGAAGACGUCAAGAUCGAGGUGGAAUCAAACUUUUUUGAAAACUAAAUAGAUUUUUCAGCGAGUCCUUGGCUUAACAGUUUCGCCGGCACCUUACAAGUGCAUCUUGACACGAAGAAAGUUCGAUGAGAAUCAAAACUUACUAUGAUAAUAAUAUUUUUCAAAUAAAUACUUCGAUAUUGAAAACAGGGAAAAAAAUCUGCAAGUUCAAAACAUAGGCAAAGUCGGAAGGAGGCUAUACGGGCUCUUUGAGCGUCCGUUAUGGAUCAAAAGGCUUCCAUUAAUUGUUCCUAAACGGGUAGCAACGGUUUCUUUUCAACAGCCUUUUUUCCGUCCUUUCAUCGGCCUCCAUCCACCCUUUUUGGAUCCUUUUCAGAAACAUAAAACUUUUUAAAUUGAGAAAAUCUCUACCAGUGACUGUAUAAUCAUCAACGGCCGAGACUUCCAGCCCCCUUUUUUGGACCGUUUGACUCGAGCGAAGAAGAUGAUUUUUUUUUGCGGUCCUUCUCUUUUUACCUCAAAACUUACCAACUUAUUGACACAUUUUGAGCUACUUAAAGCAAGAAAUCAAACAAUUUAAUGAUAAAAGUGAUAAGUGGGCAAAACGGCCAAAUUUAACUAUUUUUUCAGAAAUGACAGAUUUUCGAUAAGUUAGGCAACGUUUUUGAUGAUUUUUUGCAGUAAAAUAGUCAAAAGGUGUUAAAAAUUGCAAAUGAGCAAGACGGCAGUCCAGAGACAUUUUUACAUAUUAUUCAUAGCAAGUUUUUUUUUUCUCGAACAGUCUGGUCCUUCUGUGCUCUUGAUCAACUCCAUCUUCUUCUUUUUUUUUUCUGAUUCUACAAUACUCGGUCUCAAUUACAACGCAUUGUAUCUUGUCCUCGCUCGGAGGGGCCGUAAUAUUCAUGUCAUAAAGCUGCCGGUCGUGUGGCGCAAAAACCGUGGCGAGUCCAUCGGCGGAGGGGUUGAUUUAAAGAGGGACGUCUGGCGGAGUUGCAUCGACGCCUCACCUUUCGGGCCGCGCAAAUCCAAGCACCUCGGCGGCAGCUUCAGCCGCAUCGGAUGUCUCACCUUUGCCUGUGCCGCCGACCCAACAAGUUUAAGACUAGUCCACAGCUUUUUAUGUAUACUUUAUUUCACACGAAGAAAAAUUUGCAGACAGAGAAUUAUCCGAGAUUUGACAACAAAAAAAGUUGACAGAAACUAUAUAAAGAUUUUUUAUCUGGUGACUCAAUGUGCUUUCUCGAUCUAUCAAUUAAGUCAAUUAAGCUGGUCUUUUUAUAUCUGGUCUUACCUUUGGUUGAUUUUUGAAUAAAAUUCCGCUCAUGGAUCAUUUUCUGAUUGUACAAUUUCAGUUUACGACCUUUAUUACUUUCGAUUUUUUUAUUUUCGAAAGAAAAACCAACAUCUUUUUAAAAUAAACAUUAUCGGUGAUGUUGUUCAAAAAAAUGCUUUUCAAUAUUUUUUUCGGAAAUUUUUUGAAACUUGAGUUAAAAAAAUUCAGUUGUUUGAUAAAUUUUGGAGAUUGUCAAAUGUUGAGAAAAAUGUCUAUUUUUUUCGGUUCAAAAAAAUUGUGAGAAAAAAAUUCAAAAACGAGUAAAAUUUAAAGAAGGUUUUUAUUUCGAAGAAAUCAAACGUAAAAAAAGGGCGGAAACUGAGAAAAAAUUUUUAUUUUUCAAAAACUUAUUAAUAGACUUUUUCAAGACAAAUCUUUGAAUUGAAAGCCGUAUAAUUGGACGUUCACGGAGCUUUAAUUCGAAAGAGUAAACGAGUUUAAAGCAAAUACUUGGAGUUUUUUGACGAAAAUGAGAAUCUUGUAAGAUGGAGAUGUUAAAUAAACGUAAAAUGAAAAGAUUUACAUCACGAAAAUUUGUUCACAGCCUCGAUUCCCCGUUGCGUAAACGUCCAUGGCUUCUGAUCAAAAUUUCUGAAACUCGAAGAAAAUCGCGAAGCCGAGUUGAAAGAGACAAUGGACGGCCUGACGAAACGACGGAAGAAGAAGAAGCUCGAUGUAAUUUUCGGGUUGUAAAGGAGAUUGGAAGCGAUUGAUAGCCGGAGCAGAUACCGUAGGACCAGUCGAAGGGAGUGGCAAGAGGGGACAGACGGGCAGACGAAACAGGGCCGACUUAGGGUGGGAGGAAGGAAGAAAUGGAGAAGACGACAGUUGCCACUCCGGCUCCUUGCUUGCUCCUCGCGCCUGCUACCUACAACUGACUCCCGGCGGAAUCAUCAAAAAAAAACUGAAUAAUCGAUUCCGACCAACGAUUUUCUCUUUUUGGGGAUCGGUUUGGGUAGCAGGGAACAUUCCAAUGUUCAUUUUUUCCCGCAUACAUGGAUUUUUUCGAAGAACGCCUCCAAAGUCUUUUCAAAUUAAAGUCAGAAGCAUCACAUAAUUGAUUACGUUAAAAUUUUAUUAUUCAUUUCAUCAAAAUUUUUGAAAGUCCCUCUCCCGGAUUUAUUGACUUCUCUACUUGCUCUUAUGUUUUUCUGGUGAAUCAUCAAUUUUCUUGUAUUCCCUCAUUUUUCCAUCAGCUUCCUCCUCCGAUAAACUCAUUCUCCUAUUUCCUUAACAUAUCGACUAUUUUUUCCUUGGAAACAAGUCUUUUCAUUUACGGUUCAGACGAAAACAUCAGAACAAGUCCAAAAAAGUUUUUCAUGAAAGAUCAGAGCCAAUUUAUGUGAAAUCUCCUUUUUUUUAAAUCUCGCUUUGAGAGAUGCAAAAAUGAUCCAAUUGAAAAUUUUAUUCAAAUUCGAAAGUUCUUCACUUCAGAAAAAUUUACUUUCUAUUCUAUUAAUGUCUGAAAAAUAUUUCUUGAUUACAUUUACUCAAAAUAAAUCUGCUGUUGGAAAAAUCUAUUUAAAAAAAUCGACCAUUGUGGAAAAAAAUUCAUCAAAUUAUGAAAUUUAUUGUAAUUUCAAAAAUGCUCAUCGUAGUAAAAAAAUUCAGUUUUUCUAACAGAGUUAUUGAUUCCAAGUUUGGAAAAAAACGUUUUGAAAUUCGGAAAAACCGAUCCAGGUCAAUAAAUUUAGAUUAAAAAUUUUUUUAAGCUCAUAUAGAAAAAAAUGAUAUUUGUCGAAUGAACUAUUUUUAUGACUAAAAGCCAUAAAUGGAAAAUCUGUUAGCCUACUACACUUUCUACCUAUAUGAAAAAAAGCUUUUUUUGAAUAUUAUUUUUCAAGAAAGUGAAUUUUUUUAAAGACAGAGAUUUUUCGUUGCAAAUACUUUUCACAGAUUCUCUAGAAUUUUCUCUUCUUGCUUCAUUCAGAGAAAAAAAUCAGAUAAACUUUUUUUUGGAACAUGAUCUCUGUAUUAUAAAGAAUUCCUCUCAUUUACAAAAUUGGCCAGUCUUCUUUUUUUAUUUGUGUGGUAAGAAUAGUUGGCCGAUUUUAGAACUGAAGUGGAGAUGAACCAAGAGCCGCACACCCAGCAGGACCCUCAGCAGAACUGUGCGACCUACGACGCCGCUUUGUACUACUCGCAGAGUCCGAGGAUUCUGGCCUCAUCGACGGACAUCACGACGUUGACCCCUUUCGCCGCCUCUGCCCAGCCGCCUCUCGACUACGCCAUCGGUGGCUACGACGUCUACAGGUUGUUCUGAACAUGCCAAUGUCCGAUAGGAAAGUGGAGAAAACCGCGAGAAACACGAGGUAGAUACUUGAUAGAAAAAAGACAAAAAAAUUCAUGAAAAUAGAAAAAAAAAAAUCGAUUUAUCUCAUCUUCACGGACGUGAGAAUGUACAGAACUCAAUAAAUCUGCAAGGAACGGUAAAAUUAGAAAUAUUUUGGAAAGGAACUCAUAUUUUUAAUCUCAGGUAGAUAUUGAUGACAGAAAUAAACUUAGGUUUUUAACUCAGGAGGUAGUACUGAUUUUUACUUGUUAGGGAGAUCCGAGGUAAGAUGUUGUUUAAAAUGUUUUGUGAGGUAUUCAAAUGCUUAGUUUGACCCUAAGUCCUAGAGAAGACUCGAAAGCUCUAAAAGCUCUCUUCUAGGCAUAACCAACCAAAAAACCUACACCUUUCAUUUUUCAAAAGCGACCUCAAGUUGGCUCCGCAUUCCCAAAGCGCAUACGCGGAAUUUAUGUUUACGGCGAGGCUGGAUUUGACAUGGUCAUUUGGAAAUAAACUACAAGGCAGCAUGUGGGCCCGAUUUGUCGCGUCCGCGAACACAUAAAUCUACGUGGAGGCUGGCAACUUGCCGACAACUUCUCACUGACCACUUCGCCCUUGGACAAAAAAAAAACGGUUCAAAUACCGCUCACUGAGAAUUUUUUUAAAGCUCAAUAAGAAAAAGCUUAUUGGCGGCAUUUUUUUGAAAAAAAUUGAUUUUUUUCAUAAUAGGACGAAAAAAAGCCAAUUAAAAACAAAAAAAUGAGAAUUAUUUCUAUCAAAUUUUUAUGGCUUUUUCGAAUUCUCAACAAGAUAUAAAUUGUUCGCUGCUAAUCAGAAAAAAUUAUCUGACAGGUUGAGCUGAUUUUCGUGCUAAAGUAGAGUCAUGAAAAUGAAAAAGAGAAAGCAAACCCUCUUAUUCCUAUAUAAACGAUCAUCUCCAGGUCAGGAAUGAUAUUAUAAUAAUAUAAUUGAUUUUCAGAAAUAAUAAAAUAUGAUUCGAUUUUUCGAAAAGAAAAAAAUGGAUAACGCCUUUUUCAAAAAUAAUUUAACUCAACAGCAAAAAUUCGUUGUGUUUCUUCGACGUGAAUCAUUUCAAGUUAACAAGAGAUAUAAAAAAACGUUUUUACCAGGAAAUAAAAAAAUUUGAAAAAUUACAAAAAUAAUCCAUCGAUUUGUUUAGUUAAUAUUUAAAAAUAAAAAAAGAAGAAAAAAAGAUCGGAAGUAGGAUGUCUGCCAAACAGAGCAUACCAAAACAUUUUCGAACACUUUUUUUGACGUUUUCCUGAAACUUUUCAAGUCUAUCAUGCUUCUGGUGUAGUUUAAUUACAGAAAACUCAAGAAAGAACGCAAAAAUUUAAGUUUUGAAGAGUUUUCGUCUUGACUUAUUUGAGACCUCGAAAAAUACUGAUUGUUGAUUUUUCUUCUUUUUUCCAAUAUUUGUCCAUAACAGAAGCAAGAUCAGAACCAAGAUUUCACGAAAGGCUUGAGGACAUUUCAACGCAAGACUGUUUUUAAUGUUAAGAAAUGCUGCGUGCCGCAAAGAUCAGAAAAAAAUAAAUAAUGAUAAUGACUAGCAGAAGCCGUAGGCGAGGAGCAUGGCGCGUGUGUGCGUGUGUGGGAAACAAGUUGAAAUGAAGGUGGGACACCAAGGACACCACCUGAUAUAGCAGUUGCGGCGCCAUCGGUGCACGCCUGUGCCUACAGCUGACAUUCCGGACCGGCCAACUGCGCCACGGCAUAUGUUGGGCCCCGUUUCACAGUGUCCAAGAUCAAGCUUUCAAAACUAGCCUCAUGCAAAAAAAGCCCUUUUCUCGGACCCCCUUCAAACCGCCAGGAGUAAUUGCAAUUACAGUACACCUUGUGGAUGCUCGUUGGAGCACGGUUGACGGAUGAGUUGGGUUGAGCGAGGCUCGAGCAGCUGCUCACCCUCAUUCCCUCAAAACAUUAAAACGCGUUUAAAAUAGACGCAAGGGGUAGAAGAAAUCUGAGAGAAGAAAAACUUCUGAAACCAGCGAGCCUUGAUCAAAAAAACGUAUGAAAAAAAUUUUGAAAAAGUUCAAAAAUGUUUCAAUAUUCGAUCUCAGAGCUCCAUCAACAUUCUACUAUCCAUCCUACGGACAAGCGGCCACUUCAACGCCUUUUUACCCCGAAUUAGCUCCGUUCAACGUGCGCGGCAACGAAUUCCCGACAAACGGCGUACCUGAGCCCAAAGAGAUCAAAACUGAGAAAGAAGGUCGCAAGAGGAGGUUAGAUCCAUGAAACAGGGACAAUUUUCAGACCAUAUUGUCAGGAAUGAAGACCCGGCUAGUCAAGCACCAGAAGCACCAGCCACGACUACCAAUCCACCAAGAAGGAGCAAGUGUGAGUUAUUUCAAAGACCCUUUGAUCCAAACUCUUUGCUGCAAGCAAACGAAAGUCUCAUCUGACCGGACAAAAUUCUAGAAACGGUUCAAGCUUGAACUUAAAACUCAAUUCAUGUUCAAGCCAUAUUUUUUGCUGAUUUCCAAUUCAGUGGACCGACGUAAGGCGGCAACGAUGCGCGAGCGCCGAAGACUGAGAAAAGGUCAACGAAGCCUUCGAAGUGGUAAAACAAAGAACGUGUCCCAACCCAAACCAGAGACUACCAAAGGUUGGAAAAAAAUUCAUUUUAUGAAAUCUCAUUCAUUUCAGGUUGAAAUCCUGCGGUCAGCCAUCGAAUACAUCAACAAACUGGAAGGAAUGCUUCAACAAGAGGGGAAAAUGACCAAGAUUAUGAUUCAAAAUCAAGCUCUCGGCAUGCAAAUUGGUUCGAAUCCGCUGGACUACAUGGUCAGUUGGACUUAAAAAAAUUAGCGUAAUUUCAAAUAGAGAUAAAUAUGCAGGCGGCGACGUCGCAAUUCCCCACGGGAAGUUACGACGGCGUCUUCGACGACGACGAUUUGUCGGACAGCGAAUGCGACGAGCCGAGUUCGCCGGCGCCGCACACCACCGGUGAGGAUAGUCUUCGCCGGAAGUUAGUUGGUCGAUGAUGAAACCACGGAACUUUUUCGGAUUUGGGUCUUGUCAGGACCUCAUCUUACGAGGGAAUUCCAAAUGAACCCAGCUUGAGUAUUCGAUGUAACUUCCUGUACGCAGAGCGUAGAUAAAAAUUCUCGACUUUCGCCUUUGAGCCGAGUUUUGGCGCCUUAAAGUUGGUAAUUCUUGCAAUCAAAAUCAUUUUUGGCAUAUGGCCACCAUAACGCAGCUCAAAAGCGAAAUCGAGAAUUUUAUUUUAUUCUUAGGCUACAGAAGAUCUCAAAUGUUGAUUGAGUUCUCAGGCUGGUUCUUUUUGAAGUUUCCUUGUUAGAAGCUGAUGAUCGUACGUGAAAUACUUAGAACGACUGGAAACCUCGAAGAGUAUCUUAGAGCGGAAUUUCAUCAGAUUAGCUUCAAAAUAAUUUUUGUGCUCAUAAAUUUCCGUUUUAUUUAAAAAAAGAAUUCGAGGAGGAAAAUCCUUGUUUGUGAAGGAAAUUGGCGACACGUCAUGGAAAGCAAACGGAGAAAAAAAUUUUUUUGAAAAAUUUAUUUCGAAAAAUAAUUUUUUUUGAUAUGAACUACCAACUACAAAGCUGAUUUACAACCGGCCAACCUGAAUAAUUAUUUUUUUAGACCGAAAACGCGAUUGGAAAGGCCAUUGAAAAUUCCAAAAAAAUUUCACGUACGAUCACGGAUUUCUUAGGUGAAGUGAAGAAUUACCGCGAAAAAAAAAAUUCAAAUCUAGUGAUUAUUCCUUUUAGUAAAUCACGAUGAAUUUUCUCGCUUCUAGAAAAAAAAAAUACUAUUUUUCUUUCAAGCUCAGUUCAUCGAUUUUUCCAUAAAAGUUUACACCAAUUUCAAAACUACAAAAAAUUAUUUUCAAACUUGAAUAAACCCAUUAAAUUGACUCACCAGUCGAGCGUUUCGAAUCGAAAUCCAUUGAUCAUUUUGGAACUCCGAGGCUUUACUUGUCGAAAAAGCUCUUUUUAGCCGGAUAAAAGCCGAAAUAAAAGAUUAGAGACACUAAGUACGGGCCCAAAUUGUAAAGUAACACAAAUGAAAAUUCUCUCCAUCACGAUUUCACAAUCAACUUUAGAAGAAAAAUUAAAUUCCUGACACGACCCAUUUCCUAGAACUCUCAAAGAAUCGGUACUCAAGAAACUAUAAAAUCAUCUUGCAGUCGACGCCCCAAAGCGAAAUUCUCUAGACAGGCUGACGAGAAUCGUGGAAAAUAUUCGUGGGUCCCUUUUUUUUCUCUUUUAUUCUCAGUUUUUUUUUAGAAAAGAUCCUUCUUUUCAAAUUUCUUAAUAUUCAACUGAAACAUUCAAUUUUCAGCGGGCGAAAGCGAAAUAGCAAUACCCGAAGAGAAAAAAACGAAGCGCCUGAUUCUACGGAAAAGAAACUUGCUCAACUUUAACUGA